AUGCUCCCAAAAUUCAGCAUCAACAGCAAACGCGACGAAUAUCAGAACACCACCAAGACAUCAACCAUUAUUGUUUCGUCGCCUCGAAUGAUCGCAAUCAAUCGUCGAGUCGUUCCAUUCACCAUCGUUCGAAUUCCAUCUUGCUCCUUCUUCACGUCGUUCCGCAAGGGAUCGGCCGCAAUGAAAGAAAUAGAAAAAAACUUCUCUGCGAAACAAAGAUUUUCAACUAGCAAAAUUCCUCUCUCAGCUUAUCGCUUCACGGAGAAGGAAGACGCCCGUGCACUGGGAUGA
This is a messenger RNA of Cordyceps militaris CM01, 291 nucleotides long. RefSeq lists its product as uncharacterized. The transcript is spliced from 2 exons. The record is from RefSeq and is a predicted model, not a curated record. Lineage: Eukaryota; Fungi; Ascomycota; Sordariomycetes; Hypocreales; Cordycipitaceae. Bases 1 to 291 code for a protein of 96 amino acids.